Molecule: messenger RNA, 881 nt
Organism: Seriola dumerili (greater amberjack)
Lineage: Eukaryota; Metazoa; Chordata; Actinopteri; Carangiformes; Carangidae
Product: synapsin-2-like
Exons: 2
Coding region: 30-512 (160 amino acids)
Source: RefSeq, a predicted model, not a curated record
AUGCCUGAAUAUUAUAAAUAUCUUUUGUGAUGAAAUCAGGGGGCCCAGUGGAACCCCAAGGAUUACUUUCAAAAAGGCCUGCACCAAAGUUGAUCCUCACAUCUCCUGCAAAGUUCAGCCCUGCAGCGCAGCUAUCUCAGUCUGUGAACCAUGAUAUUCUAACAUCAGGAGGACUGCAGCAGGUCCAGUGUAACUCAAAUGCUUCUGUCCAAGAUGAGUACCAGCAUCAGUCUCAGAACCAGAAGGAGCAGGCAGCCGGGCCUCUCCGAGAAAACACACCUCCGCACCCACAGGCGACUGUGGCUCAUCAUGAGCAACAGCAGACUCUGCUGGAAGAUCAAGCUGCUGAGGAAAAACCACAGGGACACCCACAGCGGAACAAAUCCCAAUCCCUGAUCAAUGCCUUUGGUCUGAAAGACACAUCCGUUUUCCGCACUGCCAGGGAAGACACGGCAAAUGCUGAGACCAUACGCAACUUGAGGAAGUCCUUUGCAAAUCUGUUCUCUGAAUAAAAGAAGCUUCAUCGAGCCAUUAGUUAGCUAUUAUCGGCUACACAUGAAAAACAGUCACUGUUCAGUAUAUUAAGUGUUCUGCUAAUGAUAAUGACCAAGCUGUAAAAUGAAUAUCUUUUAUGCCCACUCCAAGUAUAAUGAUGAGUAGUUUUGACUUGUGAUUGUAUUACUUCACUAGAAAUGUGUUUUUUAGUUGUUUACCUUUUGGUCCAUAUAAAACUUUCCAUGGCAUUGCUGGUAAUGAUCAGUAACACAGUCAUGAACAUGUGGCAGGUAUGACACUUUUCUUCAGAACAGGUAAAAAUACAUUGCCGUGUUUGCUAACUAUUAGUUAUAGGGAUUAUCAUCAGUAACUACUGUGUACUGUAU